Molecule: messenger RNA, 1515 nt
Organism: Danio rerio (zebrafish)
Lineage: Eukaryota; Metazoa; Chordata; Actinopteri; Cypriniformes; Danionidae
Gene: spns2
Product: SPNS lysolipid transporter 2, sphingosine-1-phosphate
Biological process (GO): transmembrane transport; lipid translocation
Cellular component (GO): endosome membrane; plasma membrane; membrane
Molecular function (GO): transmembrane transporter activity
Source: RefSeq, marked provisional
AUGUGUGUGGAGAGCGAUGGAUGUGAAAUCGAGGGGUGCAGCAGUUCGGAUGAGGUGCACACGCUGUCUGGAAGCAUGAGUCCGGCUCUUAAAUCCAGAGAUCUGCAUCACUGCAGACCUGGGCAGAAAUUCCAUGCCGCAUUACUCCGAUGCCGGACUCCGCUUGUAGCCGCCGGGAUUCUGAGUUUUGGAAAUGUGCUCAAUUACAUGGACAGAUACACCGUAGCAGGUGUCCUGCUUGACAUACAGAAACAAUUCAAAGUUGGUGACAGCAGUGCGGGCUUGCUGCAAACAGUCUUCAUCUGCAGUUUCAUGGUGGCCGCCCCCAUUUUUGGUUACCUGGGGGAUCGCUUCAACAGAAAGAUCAUCCUGAGCUGUGGAAUCUUUUUCUGGUCCGCUGUGACGCUGCUAAGCUCUUUCAUUACCAAAGAAUAUUACUGGUUGUUAGUGCUGUCCAGAUGCUUGGUGGGUAUUGGAGAAUCAAGCUACUCAUCUAUCUCUCCGACUAUCAUCGGAGACCUGUUCACGAACAACAAAAGGACUGUGAUGCUCUCUGUCUUCUACCUGGCCAUCCCACUGGGAAGCGGUCUGGGCUACAUCCUGGGAUCAAUUGCUAAAGAUGCUGGAGGGCAUUGGUACUGGGCACUGAGGGUUUCUCCUAUGUUGGGUCUGACUGCUGGGACGCUCAUCCUCAUCUUUGUCUCAGAACCGAAGAGAGGAAGCGCUGACCAACCUGGUGGACGAUUAAAGACACGCACUUCCUGGGUCUGUGACAUGAAAGCUCUCGCCAAAAAUCGUAGUUAUGUAUUUUCAUCUCUGGCAUCGGCUGCUGUGUCGUUUGCCACGGGGGCAUUUGGGAUCUGGAUCCCACAGUACCUGGUCAGAGCUCAGGUGGUGCAAAAGUCAGCAGAGAGCUGCACAUAUCAACCCUGCAGCAGCAGAGACAGUUUAAUAUUUGGAGCCAUCACAUGUGUGACGGGGCUGCUGGGAGUGGUGAUCGGUGCUGUGACCACACGACUUUGCCGUCAGAAGACGGAGCGUGCCGACCCGCUGGUGUGUGCGGUCAGCAUGCUGGGUUCUGCCAUCUUCAUCUGCCUCAUCUUUGUUGUGGCCAAGAAGAGCAUAGUUGGAGCUUAUAUCUGCAUUUUCAUUGGAGAGACGCUGCUCUUUUUGAACUGGGCCAUUACAGCGGACAUUUUAAUGUAUGUUGUCAUACCCACUAGAAGAGCCACUGCUGUUGCCUUCCAGGGCUUCACCUCGCACUUACUAGGGGAUGCUGGGAGUCCGUACCUCAUUGGCCUGAUAUCAGACUCGCUGCAGGAGAGCUACGCUACGUCAGAGAUAUGGCAGUUCCUGAGUUUGGGAUAUGCCCUCAUGCUCUGCCCCUUUGUCAUCGUUCUGGGGGGGAUGUUCUUCCUGGCCACCGCCCUGUUCUUCCUUGAUGAUCGUGACAAAGCCGCCAAACAAGUAAACCAGCUUGCCCGGCCGCCGUCAACAGUUAAGGUUACCAAAUGA